CUUCUCUCGUGCCCGAAACCCUGGCUGAUGUCGCUCAAAACCGUCGCCUUCGUCGCCGAGCGAUCGCGCUAGAAGUCGCGGUUAGAGCUGGAAAUGCAACAACGGGAUCGCGACGUACAAAGACCUCCGAAACUCUCAUCUUUCUCCUCCUUCCUGUCCGUUUCUACCAGAAACUAUUGAGAAAGAUUCUCACUUCCUUGUUUGAAGCCAGAAGUUCUAUCUUUUUUGGAACAGAAGGCGCAUGAGCAGAAGUUUUAUCGAAGUACUGCUGCAAAGCAGCUUACAUGGAAUCACCUGAUGGAGCUUCAAGGGAAACCUCUGUUCUCAUUAUUGUGCUCGAAAGUAGUGAAGUUUACAUUAUUGUGAGUCUGUCAACUAGGAGUGAUACUCAAGUAAUUAACAUCGAUCCCACUACUGGUUCACUGAGCUAUAUUGGAAAGCUUGGGCAUGACCUUUUUAACUCUGAAGAAGAAGCUUUGAACUACAUUACGGAUUGUUCGGGGUUUUUAUGUAAGAACACCAUUUAUGCAAGGGCCUUGCUUGGCUAUGCGGCACUUGGAAGCUUUGGAUUACUUCUAGUAGCGACCAGGUUGACCCGCACAAUUUCUCUACUUCCUGGUGGUGGCUGUGUUUACACAAUUACAGAAAGUAAAUGGAUAAAAAUCCAGCUUCAAAACCCUCAGUCACAGGGCAAGGGAGAGCUUAAAAAUAUCCAGGAAUUAGCUGAACUGGACAUUGAUGGAAAACACUAUUAUUGUGAAACAAGGGAUAUUACUCGGCCUUUUCCGAGUGCCAUGACUUCCCAUGAUCCUGAUGAUGAAUUUGUUUGGAAUUCUUGGUUUUCCAAACCAUUCAGGGAUAUUGGCCUGCCAAAACAUUGCAUUGUUCUUCUGCAGGGAUUUGCUGAAUGCAGAAGUUUUGGGAGCUCUGGGUCUGGGAACAUUGUUGCACUCUUUGCUCGUCGAAGUAGGUUGCAUCCUGGUACACGCUAUUUAGCUAGAGGGCUGAACGCAUGUUCUAGCACAGGCAAUGAGGUGGAAUGUGAGCAAUUGGUUUGGGUUGCGCAAAAAGGUGGAGAAAGCUUUCCAUUCAGUUCUUACGUCUGGCGAAGAGGAACCAUACCAAUAUGGUGGGGAGCAGACUUAAAAUUUACUUCUGCAGAAGCUGAAAUUUAUGUUUCUAGCCAGGAACCUUACAAAGGAAGUGCACUUUAUUAUCAAAGAUUAAGUAGAAGAUAUAAAGCCCAGCGUUCAGAUCUUACUGCUGUCAAAGAAAAGAAAGCUCCUUUGAUACCUAUAAUUUGUGUUAACUUGCUCAGAAAUCAGGAGGGAAAGUCGGAAACCAUUUUGGUGGAACAUUUUAAGGAAUCAAUAAAAUAUGUCAAAUCUACAGGUAAACUUCCUUAUACUUGGAUUCAACUCAUAAAUUAUGAUUGGCAUGCUACUGUGAAAUUAAAAGGUGAACAGCAGACUAUUGAUGGACUUUGGAGACUUCUCAAAGCUCCCACGGUAUCCAUUGGCUUUUCUGAAGGGAUUUAUUAUCUUUCAAAACAGAAACUCAAGGAAUGUAGAGGACUUGUCGUCUCUAAUAGUGAUUGUGAUGGUGGGUUCUGCCUAAAUUCACUUCAAAAUGGGGUAAUACGUUUCAACUGUGCCGAUUCUUUGGAUAGAACAAAUGCUGCCAGUUUUUUUGGGUCUCUUCAAGUUUUUGUGGAACAAUGUAAGAGGUUGGGUGUUUUUCUUGACAGAGAUACGCUCUCUGGCUUUACUUCAGUAAAUAGAUUUGGAGAGUAUAGUAAAUAUGGGGUUGGUUCUUUGCCUCCAGGGUGGGAGGAGCGCAAAGAUGCCGUAACAGGGAAGCCUUUCUAUAUUGAUCAUAACACACGUACAACUACAUGGGAACAUCCUUUCCAGGACAAGCCUUGGAAAAGAUUUGACAUGUCAUUUGACCAAUUCAAGAGCUCAACAUUGCUAACUCCUAUAAAUCAUUUAGCAGAUCUAUUCCUACUAGCAGGGGAUAUACAUGCAACGCUCUAUACUGGUUCCAAAGCUAUGCAUAGUCAAAUCCUCAGUAUAUUUAAUGAGGAUGGUGGAAAAUUUAGUAAGUUUUCUGCAGCACAGAAUGUUAAGAUCACUCUGCAAAGAAGAUACCAGAAUGUUAUUGUUGAUAGUUCUAGACAAAAGCAAUUGGAAAUGUUCCUUGGAAUUAGGCUUUUCAAGCAUCUCCCUUCAGUUCCAGUCCAUCCUCUGAAAGUUCUGUCACGGCCCUCUGGAUGCUUCUUGAAACCUAUCCCAAGCUUGAAACCGAUUGAAAGUGGCAGUUCAUGUCUUCUUAGUUUUAGGAAGAAGGACUUGAUUUGGGUUUGUCCUCCAGCAGCUGAUGUUGUUGAACUUUUUAUCUACCUUGCAGAACCUUGCCAUGUCUGUCAGCUUCUUUUGACAGUCUCGCAUGGUGCGGAUGAUUCAUCAUAUCCUGCAACUGUAGAUAUUAGAACAGGAUGUAAUCUUGAUAGGCUUAAACUUGUCCUUGAGGGUGCAUGUAUACCUCAAUGUUCAAGCGGGACAAAUCUGUUGAUUCCUUUGACUGGUAGAAUUGAUCCAGAAGAUUUAGCUGUCACCGGAAAUAGUGCACGCUUACAUGCUCAAGAAAAUUCUUACCUUCCUAUGCUGUAUGACUUUGAAGAAUUGGAGGGUGAAUUGAACUUCCUUACUCGAAUUGUUGCACUCACAUUUUAUCCCUCUGUUCCUGGAAGAACGCCUUUAACUCUUGGUGAGAUUGAAGUCCUUGGUGUUUCUCUUCCAUGGAGGGACAUAUUUAGUAAGAGUGGACUUGGUGCUAAAUUUAUCAAGUUUUCAGGACCAAAAGAACACGACUCUUUCGUAACUAGUCAACACGAAUCCUUUUCAAAUCCAUUUUAUAAUUCACUGCCAAAAAAUAAUACUGCUAUAUCUUUGGCAAAUGGAGGCUUAUCAAAAUUAUCUCUACCAAAUAUUGCCAACCAUGCAGUAGACCUUCUCACAGGUGAUCCAAUACUAUCGCAUUCGAUAUCUCUACCAGAGUUUUCUAAUACAACAGAACAAACAAACACACAGAGUGGAAAUCUUCUUGAUUUCUUCCACGGUUCCACUCCUGAUCAAUAUUCUUCUGCUGAUACUCCUACUGAAUCGCAAGACAGAUUUAACAAUAACCGCAGAGACACAACAAGCUAUAUUAAUAUCUUCAAUUCCUUUGCUUCCAUUAAGGGAAGGGCUCUUGAUUUUCUGCAAGCUUUAAAGCUUGAAAUUGCCCGACUUCAACUGGGCAUCUCUGCUGCCGAAAGGGAUAGAGCUUUAUUAGCGAUAAGCAUUGAUCCUGCAAUGAUAGAUCCAAAUCGUUUAAUUGAUGAGCUCUAUAUGUCAAAAUUAUGCAACUAUGCAGACUGUCUAGCAAUAUUAGGACAGACCACAUUUGAAGAUAAGAUUAAUGCUUCCAUUGGUCUUGAGAUAGAAGAUAAUAAUGAAAUAGAUUUCUGGAACAUUGGAGAAGUUGGAGAUACCUGCAUUGGCACCAAUUGUGAAGUUCGAAUGGAGAAUCAAACUUUGGAGAAGGUAUCUUCUACCGUUUCAAGUAAAAACUUGUCUCGAUUAUUUGUCUGUGCGGAAUGUGAAAGAAAGGUUUGUAAAUUUUGCUGUGCCGGACGGGGUGCUAGUUUGCUUAUAAGUACUUAUAAAGAUUUGAAAAUAUAUGGUAGUUCAUUAGGCCAAAGUGGAUCGAGUCUUAGUUGGCAGAGUGAAGGGGCUUCCACUCAACUUUCAUCUUCUUUGGGUGGGGUUAUAUGUAAAUCCUGUUGUGAUGAAGUAAUACUUGCGGCAUUAUAUGUGGAUUAUUUGAGGGUAUUGGCAGGCUUACGUAGAAGAACUCGGGCAGAUGAUGCUGCAGUUAAUGCCCUUAGCCAUGUUCUUGGGCCUGAAGUCAGCAUGACAUCAGAUUUUUGGCAGGAUAAGGAAUUUUCCAAGAAGCAAUUAAAGAAACUACUAGAUGGAGAGGAAUCGCUUGCUGAAUUUCCUUAUGCUGAUCUAUUAUACACGGUGGAAACAGCAGUUGGCUCGCCACAACCAUUAAUUUCAUUACUUGCGCCACUUGGUGUGGGAGAGCAAUCUUCUUAUUGGAGAGCUCCCCAAAGUUCUCGCACUGUUGAAUUUUCUAUUGUUCUUGGAAGUUUAUCUGAUGUCUCUGGCGUUAUCUUGGUUGUCAGCUCAUGUGGUUAUUCUACGUCAGAUUGUCCUACCGUACAAAUAUGGGCAAGCAAUAAAAUACAUAAGGAUGAGCGCUCUUACAUGGGAAAAUGGGAUGUCCACUCCCUAAUAUCUUCAUUUCCAGAUGUUUAUGGGCCUGAAAAAUCUCAACGCGAUAGUAAUAUUCCAAGGCAUUUAAAGUUUCUCUUUCGUAACCCUGUCCGUUGCAGAAUCAUCUGGAUAGAGCUAAGUCUGGCUAAGUCAGGAUUUUCAGCCAACAUGAAGGAAGAUUUUGACCUUUUUUCUUUUGAUGAAAAUCCUUUUGCUACAAGCAGGCCCAAUAACUCCUCUGUUGGGACAGUAGCAAGCGAUGCAUGUAUCCAUGCAAAGAGGCUUAUAGUAUUUGGCAGCUCUGUAAAAAGAGAGAAUCAGGACAUUUCGCAGAACUCGGACCUAAUGAAAAUGAAAAUUUCAUUAGAUAAUUUUCCACAAUUGGGCCGAUUCAGAGUUCCAAUCGAAUCUGAAAGGUUAACAUAUAAUGACCUUGUCCUUGAGCUGUACUUAUCUCCUGCUGCACCUGCAUUAGCUGGAUUUCGAUUGGAUGCUUUCAGUGUCAUAAGACCUCGAAUUGCCCAUUCACCUUUUUCUUCAGACGUGGAUAUGUGGGAUUCCUCACUAACAGGAUUAGAAGACCGACACGUAAACCCUGCUAUCCUGUACAUGCAAGUUUCUGCUAUUCAGGAACCAAGAAACUAUGUUAACGUUGGAGAGUAUCGGCUACCCGAGGUUAAAGGCGGGACACCGAUUUACUUCGACUUUCCGCGGCAAAUACAAGCAUGCCGAAUUACAUUCAGGCUCCUUGGAGAUGUUGCUGCCUUCAGAGAUGAUAUACCCGAUCAGGAUGACCCGAAUCAAAAAGGCUCGCCUUUGGCCUCCGGAUUAUCAUUGUCAAACAGAAUAAAAUUAUAUUACUACGCCGAUCCUUACGAACUAGGAAAAUUGGCAAGCUUAUCAGCCGUUUGAAGUACAACAAAUGAAGCCAUCAAGAUAAUGUGCAGCACAUUUCUGUAAACUGGCAUUUAUUUAUAAAAUUUAUUGUGGUAAGCAUUUUUAU
Phalaenopsis equestris is the source of this 5328-nucleotide messenger RNA. RefSeq names its product probable phosphoinositide phosphatase SAC9. The transcript has 14 exons. The record is from RefSeq and is a predicted model, not a curated record. The coding region runs from base 285 to 5237 and encodes 1650 amino acids. NCBI's taxonomy places the organism in Eukaryota, Viridiplantae, Streptophyta, Magnoliopsida, Asparagales, Orchidaceae. Gene Ontology annotation, molecular function: protein binding; phosphatase activity.